UAUUAUCCUCUUUGAUUCUUGAAAAUUUCAGUCUUCCACUCGUUCGCCGUGCUCAUUCCCAAUACUAAUUAAUAGAGUACCCCUUAUCGCUCUCCCUCCGUCCAGGAAAAACGUAAGGCCAGCUCUUUUUCAAUCACUAGCAGCCUUCCCUCUCUGUGGUCUAAGCUCCGCAUUAUCCAUCAUGCCUCUAGCAAUAUUACACAGCAGCAGAGAUAGCAACAAUGCCCAAAACACAUGAGCGAGCUGCAGCAGACGCUCGAGACCAGCUUGAACUCCUGAAAGCAGUAGCCCAAGCCUGGCACUCUCAGACCGGAAACCCGAAGCCCACCAAUGAGGAUGCUGAGGCCCAGAAGAUUAACCGCCUGGGGUUCAAACCUCGGCCCAGUAGGUUCAAGGUAGAGGCAUCAAUGAGUAUGGCCUCAAGAAGAGGUCAGCCGGCUUCUUCUAAUUCAUCAGGCGCCUCCUGGAACUUCUCUGGAUCUCUACUGGAUUCUUAUGAGAUUGUUACUCUGGCUAAGAAACUUGAGGCCAGUCUGGCUCUGGACCACCCUAUGUCGAGCUCCGCACGGAACGGGAAGAGGAGCAGAGCAGAGAGUAAGAAUAGCUUGAGGAAUUUGUUCUACAGGGCCUCUUCCAAGAGAUUCACAGCUGCUGCUGCUGCUGCCGCCGCCGCUGCCGUUUCAAGAGACCAGGAGGGGGAUUAAUUAUAUAUACUUUUUGAAUUUACUCUAAUUUUCUUCUCCGGUACAACUUGCUGUUGUGGAAGCAACAGUAUAGGAACCCAACGAGAGUAUAUAUUGAGUACAGAUACUCCUCCGAGUUCUUUUAA
Molecule: messenger RNA, 829 nt
Organism: Asparagus officinalis (garden asparagus)
Lineage: Eukaryota; Viridiplantae; Streptophyta; Magnoliopsida; Asparagales; Asparagaceae
Exons: 1
Coding region: 222-704 (160 amino acids)
Source: RefSeq, a predicted model, not a curated record